Molecule: messenger RNA, 2380 nt
Organism: Populus euphratica (Euphrates poplar)
Lineage: Eukaryota; Viridiplantae; Streptophyta; Magnoliopsida; Malpighiales; Salicaceae
Product: probable methyltransferase PMT2
Exons: 7
Coding region: 230-2062 (610 amino acids)
Cellular component (GO): cytoplasm; trans-Golgi network; endosome
Molecular function (GO): methyltransferase activity
Source: RefSeq, a predicted model, not a curated record
AGGCGAGAGGGAAGCCGAGGAGAGAAGAGAGAUCCCCGUGUCCCUCUCCACGUUUGCAUUUAGGUAGAUGACGAUAAGUGGAUAAACCUCCUCGCCCAAUCAGAAGUGAAAAAACUAUAUGUCUCUUCUCUGCAUCUCUCACACAACAAAUUUCUGAAAAUGAAACGUCAGUAGUGAUUUUCUUCUGAUUUGUUGAACCACGCGACAUCAUCCUCAUCCUCCGUGAGUUAUGGCUACAAAAGGGAAUUCAGGAGACCGUAAAAGCAAUAACAGUUUGUUUUCCAUAUUUAUGAUUGCGGGUUUAUGCUGUUUCUUCUACAUCCUGGGUGCUUGGAGGCGAAGUGGCGUUGGAAAGGGUGAUAACAUAGCCUUAGAGAUCUCCAAACAGACAGAUUGCAGUGUUUUCAACAAUCUUAAUUAUCAGAAAAGUGGUGAUGCUGGCAUGAUUGAUGAUGGAGCACAAGUCAAGGAGUUUAAGCCCUGUGAAGACAAGUACAUCGAUUAUACGCCUUGUCAAGAUCAAAUGAGAGCAAUGACGUUUCCCCGAGAUAAUAUGAUCUACAGGGAACGCCAUUGCCCUUCUGACAACGAGAAGCUGCCCUGCCUUAUUCCAGCACCAAAAGGAUAUGCAAGCCCAUUUCCUUGGCCCAAGAGUCGCGACUACGUACCCUUUGUUAAUGCUCCUUAUAAGAGCUUGACCGUUGAGAAGGCUGUUCAGAACUGGAUUCAGUACGAGGGCAACGUCUUUAGGUUCCCUGGUGGAGGAACACAGUUUCCUCAUGGAGCAGAUGCCUAUAUUAAUGAACUCGCUUCUGUUAUCCCCAUGGAUAAUGGAAUUGUUAGAACUGCUUUAGAUACUGGAUGUGGGGUUGCAAGUUGGGGUGCAUACCUUUUCAAAAAGAAUGUUAUAGCUAUGUCGUUUGCACCAAGGGACUCUCAUGAAUCACAAAUUCAAUUUGCAUUGGAAAGAGGCGUCCCUGCUGUUAUUGGUGUUCUUGGAACUAUCAAGCUUCCAUAUCCAUCUAGAGCCUUCGACAUGGCCCACUGUUCUCGUUGCCUGAUCCCUUGGGGUGCUAAUGAUGGAAUGUACAUGAUGGAAAUUGACCGUGUUCUUAGACCUGGUGGUUAUUGGGUGCUUUCUGGUCCCCCCAUUAACUGGAAGAAUAAUUACCAAGCAUGGCAGCGUCCUAAAGAGGAACUGGAGGAGGAACAAAGGAAGAUCGAAGAGGUUGCCAAGCUUCUUUGCUGGGAAAAGAAGCAUGAGAUUGGUGAAAUAGCUAUCUGGCAGAAAAGAAUAAAUAAUGAUUUUUGCCGUGAGCAAGAUCCUAAACCAACUAUGUGUAAAUCAACAAAUCCAGAUGAUGUUUGGUACAAGAAAAUGGAGGCAUGUGUAACUCCUCAUCCUGAGACAGAUGAAGUCACUGGUGCAGCAUGGCAGCCAUUUUCAGAGAGACUUAAUGCUGUUCCUUCCAGAAUAACCAGUGGCUCCAUUCCAGGAUUGUCAGAUGAGAUAUUCCUAGGGGACAGUCGAACAUGGAAGAAGCAUGUCAAUGCCUAUAAGAGGAUAAACAGUGUCAUUGACUCAGGGAGGUAUCGCAACAUUAUGGACAUGAAUGCUGGCAUGGGAGGCUUUGCUGUAGCUCUUGAAUCUCCAAAAUUGUGGGUUAUGAAUGUUAUGCCCACAAUAAAUGAAAGAGACACUCUGGGUGUCAUAUACGAGCGUGGCUUGAUUGGCAUAUAUCAUGAUUGGUGUGAAGCAUUCUCCACUUACCCAAGGACAUAUGAUCUUAUUCAUGCAAAUGGUGUUUUCAGCUUGUAUAAAGACAAGUGCAAUAUGGAAGACAUUCUUCUAGAGAUGGAUCGUAUUUUAAGGCCUGAAGGAGCAGUCAUAUUCCGUGAUAAAGUUGAUGUGCUUAUCAAGGUGAGGAGAAUUGUGCGAGGUAUGAGAUGGAAUGCGAAAAUGGUGGAUCAUGAGGAUGGGCCGCUUCUGUCAGAAAAAGUGUUGUUCACCGUCAAACUAUACUGGGUUGCAGGAGAAAACAAUAGCACUUCAUCACGGUGAACAAGUGUUUUUGGAUUAUAUCAGGGGGGUGAUUGUAUCAGGAGCUCAACCUUUCCUAGUCAGAUCCUACAGAUUACUAGUACACACGGAUCAUCUAGCUUCCAGCCAGCCAAGGAAUGCUGUUUCUGCAGAAUUGUUCUAGCUUCAGGGCGGAGCCAGCAAUCUUUUUUAUUCUGGGCUACGAAUAAAUAAACAUAAAUUAUUUUUUAAUAUUCAUUAUAGAAUAGACACUCUUGUUGUUUUCCAUCACUUUAUUAACGAUAAAUGAAAAUUUUUGUAUUAUAACUCAAAGGACAAGUUAAGAAGCCAUAUUUUAUA